AUGGUGGCUCACGAGUGCAUCGUCGACGUGCGUCCCUUCAAGGCGUCGGCCAACGUGACGGUGGAAGACGUGGCCAAAAGGCUCAUGGAUUACGGCUUUCAUGCGCCGACCAUGUCAUGGCCGGUGGCGGGCACGCUGAUGAUCGAACCGACGGAAAGCGAAUCACUCGAGGAGUUGGACCGUUUCUGUGACGCCAUGAUCGCCAUCGGCGAGGAGAUCCGGGAGAUCGAGACGGGUGCCGCGGACCCUCAAGACAACGUCCUGAAGAACGCCCCUCACAGCGUUUUCCACCUGUUGGCCGAAGAUUGGCCACACCCGUAUUCGCGCGAGAAGGCCGCGUUUCCGCGGGAGUGGGUGCGGCAGCGCAAGUUCUGGGUGCCCGUGGGCCGAGUGGACAAUGCCUACGGCGACAGGAACCUGAGUAACGUCAUGUUUGGCCUUGGUGUAUGGGAACUGCUGAUAAUCCUGGUGAUCAUUCUGGUGCUCUUCAGCCGGAGGCUUCCGGAGAUUGGCCAGGGGCUCGGCAAGGGGAUCAAGAGCUUUCGCAAGUCCCUCCACGACCCGGACGAGAUCGAUGUAACCGACAAGGAAGGCGAGGGCGAGGGUCCCAAGAAGGAGUGA
Messenger RNA from Geodia barretti, 621 nucleotides. Lineage: Eukaryota; Metazoa; Porifera; Demospongiae; Tetractinellida; Geodiidae. The record is from the annotation of a GenBank genome assembly.